This is a messenger RNA of Branchiostoma belcheri (Belcher's lancelet), 2891 nucleotides long. Its product is annotated as glutathione synthetase-like. The record is from RefSeq and is a predicted model, not a curated record. The transcript has 17 exons. Gene Ontology annotation, cellular component: cytosol. Gene Ontology annotation, biological process: glutathione biosynthetic process. Lineage: Eukaryota; Metazoa; Chordata; Leptocardii; Amphioxiformes; Branchiostomatidae. Gene Ontology annotation, molecular function: glutathione binding; glutathione synthase activity; ATP binding.
AACAUUUAUCUUCCAGGCAGGACGAGGAUGGCGGUCGAUUUGAUCUUGGUUUUGUGUAACGACAACCGAGAAAUGUGCGAAAACUAGCCGAAAUGGACCCGAUCUCAGAACAAAAGUUUGAUGAACUGUACAGACAGUGUGAGAGUCUCAGCCAGCAUAAGCACAACCUGCAAUCAUUAAAACUGAAGGUGAAGAAACUCAAGAAGGCGGGCAAACUAAAGCUGAAACAUUUGCCGAGGUCAUUGACCUCCCCUGACCAGGACUGGUUAUCAUCAGGACUGUCCACAGAUGCAAGUCCCAGUGUUUGUGAUGACUUCGAACCCAAGGUUGAUGAUAGGGAAAUUAGGGAUGGUACAAAAAUCCCUCGCCAGGAACAAGAGGAGUUUUGCAUACAGCAGAGUACAGUGGCCAGUGAGGAAGAAACUGAGGAAGAGACUGAAGAAGUGACAUUGUUGGAUGAAGAUGUCAUUGAUGAUACCCGCACAUGCAGAGUGACCCUGUCAUGUACUCACAGACAUGGGCAGCAAACACUACUCUCCAAAACAAACAGGACCCUAAGGAGAAGACAAAAAGAACCACUAGAACAGUUGCCUAAGUCGGCAAACGUUCUGAAUGACCGGGAUAAGGUCCUACCACUGUUCUGUGACCCAGCUGAACACUUUGGAGGUGUAUGGCAGUCCAUUGUUGUAGAAAAAGACGAAGGCCCAAAUUGAUGGUAUGGUAGCGUAGACAACAGGAUCUGUUGUUGGAUGGAGCCUGUUGUACCCCUACCAUUGGACCCAUCUGCCUUGGAUAGUUUGGCUGUGUCAGCAAAGGACUAUGCGAUUCUGCGUGGCCUGGCAUAUCUGACAGUUGAUCGAGAAGAUGUCCCUGACCUUGUCAGCUUUGCGCCAUUCACACUUCUACCAUCACCUGUACCAAGAGCCCUGUUUGACCAAGCAAGAGCAGUGCAGCAGGACUUCAACCUACUGGUCCACAGGGUCAGCCAUGACAGGGAGUUUCUGACCAGAUGUCUCAGCAGUGUUGUAAAGGUGGACAACUUCACAGCAGGUCUGUUUCACAUCUAUGAACAGGUGAUGGAGGAAGGUGUGACUCAGCCUAUCUGCCUUGGAAUCCACAGAUCAGACUACCUGUUGGAAACUACUGGUACCAACAGUACCAAUAAUGCUGUCCUACGAACAGAAGGAAUGACUGCCAGCAGACAGCUCCAGCUGAAGCAGACAGAGAUCAACACUAUGGCUGCUGGAGGAGCCGGCUACGGUGAAAAGAUAGCCUCUGUGCACAAACUUGUGCUGAAUCUUCUGGGUGUGGUUGAUGCCAGCAAGCAUAUUCCAGAGAAUAGGGCUUUGGAAUCAAAUGUAGACGGCUUUGUGGCAGCAUGGGAGCUGUAUGGAUCACACAAGGCCAUCAUAGUGUUUGUGAUAGAGGAGGAAAGAACUAAAAAUGUCUAUGAGCAGAGACUGUCAGAAUUUACAGUGAUGGAAAGACACCCCGGUAUAACAGCGAAAAGGUACAACAUGAGACAGAUCGCAGAGCAUGCAGAGCUGACACCUGACAAGACACUUUUCAUACAUGGAUCCGAAGUUGCUGUUGUCUACUUUAGAACCGGAUAUUUACCUGACCACUAUCCAACUGAAAAGGAAUGGCAUGCCCGUAUGAUGAUUGAGAGGUCCAGGGCGAUCAAGUGCCCGUGUAUAUCCUACCACCUCGCUGGAACCAAGAAAGUCCAGCAGGAGUUAGCCCAGCCAGGUGUGCUGGAAAAGUUCCUGGACGAUCCAAUGGCUGUGAGCAGGGUUAGGGCAACCUUUACUGGACAAUACACACUUGAAAUGGGUUUGGAAGGAGAUCGGACAGUUCAGAUGGCCAUAAAAAGUCCUGAAGAUUACGUCAUGAAGCCGCAAAGAGAAGGGGGUGGUCACAACACAUAUGGAGAGGACAUCAGGACCAUGCUGAGGAAACUGAAGGACUCUGAAGAGAGAGCAGCCUACAUCAUCAUGGACCUCAUCCGCCCUGCUGUGGUACAAAACUACUUCAUCAAGCCAGGAGAGAGGCCCAACCUGCUGGGCACUUGCUGCGAGCUGGGCAUUCUUGGAGUCUUCAUGGCUGAAGGGGACCGAGUGUUUCACAAUAAGCAGAGUGGACACUACAUGAGGACAAACGAUUCAAGAACUGACGGAGGAAUCACUGUUGGAAAUGCUGUCCGGGACAGCCCUUAUCUGGUGUGAUAGACCCUUGUUCCCUUACCUAACAUCAACAAUGAUCCUAUCUACUCAUUUAAUCAUCUACUGGAUCACUAAAAUGUGGGAGGGCAAAACAGGUGUAUUAAAUUAGUAUCAGUACUUGUAUUUCUUGUGCAUGUAUUUUGACUUAUCAUGCUGCACACGUUUGAACCUAAUAUCUAGAAAGAUUAAUGAAAAACAAAUUUUGUGGAAGCAUUUUAGGAGAAAUUUAAUGGUGGCAUCACAUACUUAUACAAACAUUGCAUAUACUAAACAUUGCACAGGUGAAAUCAGCAAAGAUCCAAAGAAGUGCAGCUCUAAUGGUCAUACUUCUUUGCACUGUUUGGUCCCUUUUCAUAAGUACAUACUGCACAGUGACCAGGUUUCUCCACUUGUGAUAAGUGAGCAUCAGUUAGAAUAUUGAGCACUGUGUCCCCAGUAUACAAUGUACAUCUACUUGACUACUUAACUAAUAACAAGCCACGGCUGUUUAUACAUACGUUAUAUUUGUAGUAAAAUAAAUUCAUCUUUUAGUAAUUAUUUCUCUUGAAUUUGAAAAUUUGUGUAAGAAUAGAAUUCUAUUUUCAGGAUCGAUAUCUUGUCUGUCAACCCUUCAAAUUUGAAAGUACAGUGACAAUCAUGUCCUAUUCAAUACAAUCUCUGGAGCCAGUA